AUGACAGGAAGUACGACAAUACAGUUUGUGCCUUGGGCAUUCCGUGAGACUGCCGCCUACUGGUAAGGCAUCCGUACUGUCACAACAGACAUCGUCACAUGACAAUAUGACAAAACUUCCGCAUCUCAUCUCUUUACGUUCAGUUAUUCAGUCAGUGGAUCACGAAAUUCAAACAUGGUUUGCUCAAGAGUUGGAGUUGUGCUACUGUAUUCCCUCUUUGCAAGUACAGUAAGUACUCUUACAUAGAUAAUAUCGUAAUAGCUUAGACUGAAUUAGUGGGAAAAGAAAACAGACAGAUGGCAAGCUACCUAGUCAGAAUUCAAGCCUCCUUUUGGAAUGCACUUAAAAUUUGAAUGAUGUUUAGAUUAGCCUAUAACUUGAACUAAUCGCAGGUUCCUUGAACCAUUUACACGCUGGUGCACUGACUUAGCAUGUCUGGGUUGAUUGCUUUCAAAGUAGCUAACUAGCAACAUUUCAAACUCUGUUUAGCUGACAUUAACUAUCACAGUUGAUCUACUGCAAGCCAUAGAAAUUAAUAACGUAAAUGUACAUUAGAAUGACCUCUUUUCCCCUCUGUAUUCAUUUUAAUCGAGAAGUAGACCUUUUCAACUUUGGCAAAGCGUCAAGUCUAUUAAACAUAGUGCACUGUGUUCGUAACAGAUUCUAGUUUUGUGAACAGAAAAGAAAAACGCUGAAUGUCGGCCCAGUUUCACCUAGUUUCAUCCUCUCACACGACCCCUGACUGGACUUCCUCUCACUACCAUAUAUUUGGUGGUGAGAACGUUCUAAACGGAUGCUUCAGCUUUAUAGUGUCAGGGUUACCCCUUCUGUCUGUGGUUGAUCUAGCCAUAUAAAUUAAUAAAUUAAGCCAUAUAAAUUAUACAAAUUAAGCCAUAUAAAUGAAUAACAUAAAUGUGCAUUAGAGUGUCCUCUUUUGCUCUCUGUUAAUUUUCAUCGCGAUGUAGGCCUUUUCAUUUUAUACCCCCAGCAACAUCACUUGACUAGAGGACAAAGAUUGGCAGUCACGUUGUUGCCAACCUUGUGCCAUCACCUGAUAAAUCACCCCUUCACCAUAAAAAGCUGAAACUGUAACAGAACAGUUACAUGACUGCAAUGAAAUUAUACCAAUUGCUCUCAAGAUGCGUUCCCUCAGACAACUAUCUCUCUAAAGUCAGUUUGUAGCCAUAAAAAAAACAGCACACUGACUGCAUGGCUCCCCGGGAUUUAAAACUACUAUAUGUGACCCUUACUUUGUUUAAAUCUCUGUCAGCUUGGAGUGCCGCAGACCUUCAGUGUGGACUACAAGAACGACUGCUUCCGUAAGGAUGGGGAAGAGUUCCGCUACAUCUCCGGUAGCAUCCACUACAACAGGAUCCCCAGGGCCUACUGGAAAGACAGGCUACUCAAGAUGUAUAUGGCCGGACUGAACGCCAUUCAGACGUAUGUAGACUUAGCCUGACGACUCACACUAAGUUAUUUCGCUGCUCUGUCGUUCGCUACAUACUUUAGUCUGAGACUGUCAUAAUUGAAGUUGUUUGUGGUGAAGAGGGGCGUUGUGCAAAACAAUGUCAUCAGCGAUUGGAUCGUCUCUAACCAAUCAGAGUAUCAAUCCGCCUCUUUACUCACGUGUGUUCUGGCUCUGGCCCAACCCAUUGGUUUCUGGACCAAUCAGACGGCCCAGAAUGUGUUCUCAUUCGGUGAACAGUCGGGAGGUAUACUCAGAUCCAGACUCAUUGUGGAGAAGAAACUUACGUCCGUAGGCUUGGAGUAGCGUUUAGCUGGAGCAAGGAGUCUGGGUAGCCAGACAAAUGUAGACUGGCCACUAUGUCAUAAAUACACUGAAUGCCAACCAGUUAGAUGAGUGUCUUAAAUGUUCCUUCUAGUUUUCAGUUAGUCAUUUCAGUGGCCAAUUGGUACAUAGAAUUGAUGUUGAUCAAGUAAUUCAAAGACAGAGCCAUUUAGUCACAUCACCUCCAAAUGUUGAUAACCCAACAGAAUUCCUUUGGUGGGCCGUAAACCUCAGACAGAGCUAUGAUUUACUAUCCGGUGAUAUGGACUUAAAUAGUACUUCAUUAUCCAUUUUGGUUGAAAAAUUACAUUUGACAUUCCAGGUACGUCCCCUGGAAUUUCCACGAGCCCUCCUCGGAUCAGUACAACUUCAGUGGGGACAGGGAUCUAGAACACUUCCUGCAGUUGGCCCAAGACAUUGGUCUGCUGGUUGUACUGAGGCCUGGGCCCUACAUCUGUGGAGAGUGGGAUAUGGUGAGAGAAUGACUGUAAACAAUUGUUUUAUGAUUAAUAUACAAGUUGAUGAUAUGAUGUGUAAUAAUGUUGGCAAAUUGUGCCUGUAUUUCAAGUUGUUUACGGAAGACGAUCAGUCACAAUGUAGUAACGGCACUUCUACAUCAGCCGUGUAUUUCUUGACGGACUGUGUGAUAAUUUGCCAAUUUCAUGACCUGGUCUUUAGGGGGGCUUGCCUGCCUGGCUGCUCCACAAGAAAGACAUUGUCCUGCGUUCCUCAGACCCAGGUGUGUAUUGACUGUCAGAUGAGAAUGCAAUGCAUUCUAUUAGUAUUACAAUAUAAGAAUUGUGUUUUUAUGUAAUUUAAAUCCGUUUGUUUCAGAUUACAUUGCGGCUGUUGAUAAGUGGAUGGGCAAGCUACUGCCAAUGAUAAAACCGUUCCUUUAUCAGAACGGUGGACCCAUCAUCACUGUUCAGGUGAGUCAUGUUGAUAUUCAAUGAUUAAUACAAAAUUAAUUGGGGAAUCAAUAGCAAAAGUUCAGAUAACUUCAUAUUGUGCCUUAAAGCUGUACAAUUCAAUAGAAGACUGUUUGUCAAACAUUGCCUCUCAUCUCCUCAACAAGAGCCCAUCUCUCUCUCUCUCCUCUCCCUCCCCCUCCUCCCCUUCUCUCUCUCAGGUGGAGAAUGAGUACGGCAGCUACUUUGCCUGUGACUACAACUACCUGCGUCACCUGACCAGUCUGUUCCGCUCCCAUUUGGGGAAUGACGUGGUGCUGUUCACCACAGAUGGGGCUGGGGUCGGGUACCUCAAGUGUGGCUCUCUGCAGGGCCUCUACGCCACUGUGGAUUUUGGCCCAGGUAGGCUUCUGAGGCAAAUAUCUAGGAUCAGAUUAUAUUUCCCAAAUCACUACCAUACUGAUAAUAGGGGAAAUGGCAAGACAGGCCUUAGAUCAGUGUCAAGGGGGAACUGAUGCAAGUCAAAAUAUACACAACAAAGAUCAAUGGUGAUAAUUUUUCAGUGAAAUGCCUGGGAUACUUGGUUAAUGGAACAGGUAUGAUUUGAAGAAGCAUAGGGGUGUUCAGUUGGUAUGGUAUCUAUCUGUCUUAGAUCUGACUGUGCUGUUGGGUGGUUGUUGAUCAUGUGACGUCUAACCUAGCCUAUUUCCUUUGUUUGCCAAAACAGACGUGUUGACUCAUUGCGCCUUAGAAAUCUAUGACUCAUGUGUUAUACCAUCUCAUCCAGCAUUGUUCAAUAACUGUCUCUGUCUGUCUGUAUACGUCUGUAUUUGUUUAACAGGUGGGAAUGUGUCUGCUGCAUUUGAUGCCCAGAGACAGGCAGAGCCCCAUGGACCCUUGGUAAGCGUCUCUGUCAUUAGAUGUUUAUUUUUUAUAUUAUUUUGUAUAAUUUUUUUCUCCACUCCAGAUACAAACUUAUACGAACAACAACUUACAGACGCACACAAACAAUAACUACAUGUCGUUAGAUGUUAGUGGUAAAAGUCCAACACACUUCUGUCCUCUCUAGCAUGGCCAGAUAGUGCUGACUGUAUCCUGUGUUGCAGGUGAACUCUGAGUUCUACACCGGCUGGCUGGACCACUGGGGAGAGCAUCACUCUACAGUGUCCACCGCCAUCGUGGCCAAGUCCCUCAACGAGAUCCUCGCCAUCGGAGCCAGCGUUAAUCUGUGAGUCAUGGUGGAUGGAUAGAUGGAUGGAUAUUGGGUAUAGACAGCGAGAUGGAUUGAUUGAUUUGAUAGAUUCGAAUGACAGACCUUUAAAUUUACAUUUUAGUCAUUUAGCAGACGCUCUUAUCCAGAGCGACUUACAGGAGCAAUUAGGGUUAAGUGCCUUGCUUAAGGGCACAUCGACAGAUUUUUCACCUAGUCGGCUCGGGGCAACGCUCUAGUCGGUUACUGGAACAACGCUCUUACCCACUAAGCUACCUGCCGCCCCGCCUAAAUGGUAGAUCAAGUAAUAAUUAGUUCACCAACCAACAAUGAUUGAUAGGAAUAUGUGUUGACAUCAUCACACAUAAAACAUUUAACAUCAAAAAGGCACAGAGGAUUUUUCAGCUGUUGACAACUAGUUAUAAACCUCUCUCUCUGCAGAUACAUGUUUAUUGGAGGAAGCAAUUUUGGAUACUGGAAUGGUGAGUCAAAUUGUUCAAUGAUCCCAUAUUCUCUAGCGCUCUAUUGCAGAACCCAAUCUAUUUCACUUUAUUUGUGUUUGGCCAUGAUGUGAAGAUUAGUUUCUUUAAGUGAAAUUGCCCAAGAAGCCGGUGUUUGGAGGAUAUAUUGGCACGGGUGUUGUUAGGCCCGAGAUGUUAGUCCAGUCAGAUGGAACAGAGUAAAUAGGCAUUUUAACGUCAUAGAUUUAGCCGGUGGUAACUUGUGGAAUAGACACCGGCUGGAAUGCGGUUUUAACUAAUUCAGGAUUAGACCCACCCGUUGUAUAAAAUCACGUUUGUCUCUUCAUACUCUCAGGUGCCAAUAGCCCCUAUGCCCCCCAGCCUACUAGUUAUGACUAUGACGCUCCGCUCACUGAGGCAGGAGACCUCACUGACAAAUAUUUUGCCAUCCAGGAUGUCAUCAAAAUGGUUGGUAACAGAGAUAUCACACUACAUGUCAUACAUACAAUAUGUUUGAUUAGAGUAUGCUUUCUCGUGACUUUUAUAGCAAAAGUUUAUAUGGUCAGCAUUUUAGUACCCUGACUUCUUAUAAGCUUGAAAUGGGUAGUAAUUAAAGGUAAAUCAGUCAGUUUUACAAAUGAUUACCUAAUGAUGUCAUAUCCACCUGUAUUUUCCCUCAACAGUAUCGGAAGAUACCAGAGGGACCCGUGCCUCCAUCAACACCUAAAUAUGCCUACGGAGCUGUGCCAAUGAAGAAGGUAGAUCAUCUUCAGACAUUAAACAUUUGAGUUAACAUUUUUAUCAACGUUUAUUUGUCAUAUGCACGGAUUAAAGAGAAGUGUACACAGUGCAAUGAAAUGCAAGAAAAGGCACUGCUGAGAUUCGAACUCAGGAUCUCCUGUUUACUAGACAGGCGCUUUAACCAACUAAGCCACAGCGCCGGAUAGAAAUGUCUUUACCUUUACCUGACUUUGUUGACACAUUGCACACAGUGUGGAGAAGUGUUGCAAUAUUUACAUUUUAACAUUUAGUCAUUUAGCAGACACUCUUAUCCAGAGCAACUUACAGUUAGUACAUUCAUCUUAAGACAGCUAGGUGGGACAACUACAUAUCACAGGCAUAGAAAGUACAUUUUUCCUCAAUAACGAAGCUAUCAGUAGAGUCAGAGCUAGAAGGGUGGGGGGUGGGGAGGGUUAAGUGCAAGUUCUGGUUAAGUAAUUUUAUUAUUAAAAAAUACAUUGUAUCAUAGGCAUAUCAUAAUACACUAAAAGAAAAUUGAUAUUUUCUCUUUUUCCUCUUGUGUUGAUUGAGCAUGGAGUGUACACCGUGUAGAAUAUAAUCCAGUAUAUUCCAACAGAAUGUGUUUCUUUCUGCCUCCUCAGCUUCACACAGUAGUCGAUGCUCUAGACAUACUGUCCUUCUCCGGUCCGGUGAAAAGCCUCUACCCGUUGACCUUCAUUGAGAUGAACCAAGUACGUCCACAAGCUCAAUGUCGGUCUGUCCUUUUCUACACUAAGUGUAAGCGGCUAUGGUUGUUAUGAUCCAAAAUGGCUGAGGCUUUGCUCGCUUUAUUUGUUUUCUCUCCAAAAGCCGUUUGGGUUCGUCCUCUAUCGGACCAAGCUGCCUGUGGACUGCAGUAAGCCCACCCCUCUCUCCUCACCACUGAAUGGAGUCCAUGAUCGGGCAUAUGUAUCAGUCGACGGGGUGAGUUAGUCAUCAAAACUUCCCCUGCAAUUCAUUUGGUUUGCUGCAAGUUAACAUGUUGGUGCUCAAUAAUGGUCAAUGGUCACACAUUCUUGUCCAAGGAGGACGGGUUCUUGUCCCGGGCUCAGCACUAGAACACCCAAUUUAGACCUUGAUUAGUGAAAUCUGUGUUGUAGUGCUGGACUGGAACCAAGACCUGCACAGCAUGUAGGUCUCAAGAACCAGUUGGUGAUCACUGUCAUUCAUACGAUGUCAGACUGAGGCACUGAUUAUUAUCUCAAAAGAGGAAGAGAGAAAAGUCUUCAGGUUCUUCAAAAAAAGGAAAAUGUCUGUCGUAAUUCAAUAUGGUCUGUCAUCAGGUUGCUGCUGGGAUCCUAGAGAGGGACAAGGCCCUGACCAUUAAUGUGACUGGGAAGGCUGGGAGUCAGGUGGACAUACUGGUGGAGAAUAUGGGCCGAGUCAACUAUGGGAAAGACAUCAAUGACUUUAAGGCAAGAUGUUCUUUUCAACAGUUAUUUAAAGCUGGCUCUCCUGAGUAACCACCAUUAAUACAGCACCCUUCCAUUAGCUACUUAAUUCUACAGAACCUUAUUCGGUCCCACUGAACAUUAUGAGCUGGUUGCUUGGAAAUAGAUUAAGCAAAGUUCUGGACUAAGAAGCACUUUGUAGAAUUUGAAUUGAACCUGCUUUUUAGCCCACCAUUAGUAUUAUUUUGAGUCUGGGAAUCCAACCCUAAGUGUCCUAUGCACACAUACAUGACUAUGAUGUUUUGACUCCCUCCUUCCCUCUCUCUGUCUCUCUCUCUCUCUCUCUCUCUCUCUCUCUACAGGGCCUGGUGUCUAACCUGACAUUGGGGGCCGACAUCCUCACCGGCUGGGCCGUCUACAGCCUCAGCAUCGACCAGGCUGUUAGCCAGGGUCUUCUCUGGGAGAUGGGCUCUAGGGAGGCUGGUCCUCCACCACCCUCACCCCUCUCCGUCCCCUCCUUCUAUGGGGGCACUUUCGUCAUCCCCGGUGGCAUCCCAGAUCUGCCCCAGGACACCUACAUCCAGUUCCCUGACUGGAGAAAGGUGGGGUUUUACCUUUUUAAGUAGAUUUUAAUUGUUUGUUGAAUGGCUCUAUUGUAUGUUGUUCCUGAGCAGGGACCACAACUGCAAAUGACCUUAUAGAUAAUGUGACUGACUAGUCAACUGCAAAUGGCCUUAUAGCUAAUGUAACUGACCUGUGUCAUCUGUGCGCUGACAAGACUGUUGUGUUAGCCCUCUGAGCUAAAGCCUAGGCAUUAGCCUUAGACACACCUCUUCAUAUCUCAGGCAAGGUUACUCAUCACGUAAGCGUGGUUUGCUGAACCACGUUAGUUUCACAUACCCUGGUGCAAUAUACAACUUGUUCAUGGUCCCUGACACUACUGAAUCCCGAACACGUACAUUAUUUCUAGUAUUUUUUUUUAUGCUAUUCCUUUAUGUUUUGUUUUUAUCACUAGGGCCAGGUGUGGAUCAACGGUUUCAACCUGGGCCGCUACUGGCCCGCUCGCGGCCCACAAAUCACCUUGUACGUGCCCGCUAGCAUCCUGAGCACGGCCGCGCCCAACAACGUGACCGUCCUGGAGCUGGAGGGGGACCCAUGCACCCCCGGGCCCUGUACCGUGGAGUUCGCCAACACCCCGGUCCUGAACGCCACCGUUAAGUCUGACCACAAACACCAGAGGGCGCUGUUCCAUAAAGAGGAUCUCUUAUGAUGAGCACUGAUCAAAAAUGCACUUACUGUAUGUAUCUGGAAGUGAUCUAUUUUGCACUGAUCAUUUUAAAUGUUUGUAAUUUAAUCACGGGUGGCUGUACCUCUAAUAUUACCUCUAUUUGACAAUUCAGUGUCUUAAAACCCUACAUGACUUUGUUUACACUAGCAUCUGUAUUCAAAGGGAAUUAAGUAUGCCUCAUUUGAACAGUAUGUUUGUCUGGAAAUGUACUCAAGUUCACUAAGGAAAAUGAGUCAUUUAGAAGUGCUAUGAACUUGAGUAGUACUCUAAAUGUAAGUUGAGAUCAGUGGUGCUCAAAUCAUGAGCCUGGAGGUCCCUAGUACUGCUGGUUUUCUUUUUAUGUCAGUGCACUAUGCAGCUGACAAUACGCCUUUUAAAGGCAUGUUCACAGAGAUCACAUUCAUGGUAAACGCUGGCAUGUCUGCUCAAGUGUAAAUUACCUUUAAAAGUCUCUUAUAGUGCACUGUGCUAUAGCGCACCUUGAAUUAAAUCCUGCCCUAUGUUGUGAAUUGGGGAAUCAUGGUUGGGAAGGACGUGUGCCAAAUGAUCUGUGCCUUAUUGUGUGCCACCUAACUGCAGGGAUAUUAUGUUUUCAUUGAUUUCUGUAAUGAACCAUUGGGUGCGUCUUGUAAAUGAAGUUAUUGUGUUCAGCUGGAACCCUGGUAUGCUUCUUUUGCACAAUUUGAUGAUUUCAAAUACUUUGGGAUUUCCUUGUAUUUUGGUUGUUAUCAUUUUUGUUAAUUUGAAUGUGUUUAAUGUCCAGGCACAAACCAUGCUGUACUUUUUGAUUUAUAAAUGUUUUAAUAAAAUGUGGUGAAUGCAAUAAUGAUUACACACAAAUGGCAUAGUACCGCACAGAUCUCAAGUUAGGAUU
Molecule: messenger RNA, 8701 nt
Organism: Coregonus sp. 'balchen'
Lineage: Eukaryota; Metazoa; Chordata; Actinopteri; Salmoniformes; Salmonidae
Source: the annotation of a GenBank genome assembly